Molecule: messenger RNA, 2092 nt
Organism: Salvia hispanica
Lineage: Eukaryota; Viridiplantae; Streptophyta; Magnoliopsida; Lamiales; Lamiaceae
Product: glycosyltransferase BC10-like
Cellular component (GO): membrane
Molecular function (GO): glycosyltransferase activity
Source: RefSeq, a predicted model, not a curated record
UUUGGCGACCACAUGCGCUCUCCCUGCGCGUGCCCUCCACUCCUCGCCGGCUCUAAUGUUUCUUAUGCUUGGACGGAAUUCCAUAACGUUUAGUUUACCAAUCUCUCUCUCUCUCUCUACCAAUGCAGAAGCCAACACCAGAACGAACACACACAAACACAAGAGCUUGGAAUCCUCACCCAUCUCCUAUGCAUCAAUUGUCUUUAUUGAGCCUGAGCCUAAUUAUAUUGUAGCGUCAACCCCUCUCUCUCCCUCAUUGGUCAAAUCCUAGCUCGAUGUGCCCUAGAUCUCACACACAUAUACUAUAAUUAUAUAUACGCAGACGUACAUACACAUUCAUACAAUACACAUCAUUCUGCUCCACGAUUCAAUUCUUCGCAUCUCUUCCCUCCUCUUCUUCUUCUUCAGACUCUUGAUGCAGGCUCGGCUUUAGGCGGUUUAUGUGAUCUUACUUUGGUGCAUUUCGUGUUUAAGGCGAGCAGUGGAACACGAUCGAGUAUUGUUGUAGAAUUGGCAUACAAUGAUGCAUCAUUUCUAGAUGAAGUCAACUCAGGGCUGGCGUAUGGGCACAAAAGAAUCACCUAUGUUGCUUAUGGCUCGCCCUCGCAGCCAUUUAAAGAAGCCGACAUGGAUUAUUGUAUUGGUCUCAUUAGUCAGCUUCUUCGUAAUCUGUUCAUAUAUUUAUCCCCCUCAGAAUUUCGCAGCAUGUUAUAUAUUCUCAUAUAAUGGUUGCGAGGCAUUGCAAAAUUGGCUUCCUCCUGCACUUACCAGAGGACUGACUGAUGAUGAAUUUGCUUCUCGAGUUGUAAUUAAAGAUCUCCUUAGUAGGCCUUCUGUUAUAUCCUUGAACCCCAAAAUUGCCUUCUUAUUUUUGACACCCGGUGCUUUACCGUUUGAGAAGUUAUGGGACAAAUUUUUCCAGGGUAAUGAAGGAAGAUUUUCUGUGUAUGUGCAUGCAUCCAAGGAUAAACCUGUUCAUUUUAGCCGUUAUUUUGUCAAUCGAGAAAUUCGUAGUGACACGGUAGAGUGGGGGAAAAUUUCAAUGGUUGAUGCUGAAAGACGGCUUCUAGCCAAUGCACUAAAAGAUCCAGACAACCAGCAAUUCGUACUGCUUUCUGACAGCUGCAUACCACUUCGUAGUUUUGAUUUUGUGUACGAUUAUCUCAUGCAGACAAAUGUUAGCUUUGUAGAUUGCUAUGAGGAUCCUGGUCCUCAUGGAACUGGCAGGUACAUUAAAUAUAUGCUACCUGAAGUAGAGAAGAAAGACUUUCGGAAAGGAUCCCAGUGGUUCACAAUGAAGCGGCAGCAUGCUAUUAUAAUCAUGGCUGACAGUCUCUACUUUAGGAAAUUCAGGGAGCAUUGCAAGCCUGGCAUGGAAGGAGGACGCAACUGCUACUCGGAUGAACACUAUUUGCCAACAUUUUUCUAUAUGCUUGAUCCAGGUGGAAUAGCCAAUUGGUCAGUAACACAUGUUGAUUGGUCAGAAUUUAAGUGGCACCCAAAAUCAUACAAAUCGCAGGAUGUCACCAUGGAGCUUUUAAGAAAUAUCACAUCUAUCGCAGAAAGUUUGCAUGUAACAAGUGACAAAAAGAGACAAUCCAGGAUUACGCCAUGCUUGUGGAAUGGAGUCGAACGCCCAUGUUUUCUAUUUGCAAGGAAGUUCUUACCCGAAACACUGAAUAAGUUGCUACGCCUUUUCCCCAAUUAUACAUCUAUUGAGGCAGACUGACAGCCAACGAUAUGCAUUCUUUGGUCGAUUGCAUUCGACCCCAUUCAUCUCCAAUUCUGAUCUAGCUUCCUUUGUUGUAAAACAAGUUGUGCCGUGUCAAAGUGCAAGCGGAGCCACAGAAGAUGAAGAAAUAGCCAACCUCAGUAUGAUCAUUUUAUUCGAGCUAUUUAUUUUAUGUUUACAUUGUGAGGGACUUUGAGCUGCACUGUUGCGAUUUUCGUCCCUUUUUUUAUUUGAUUCCAAUUUGGUUUUCCUUCUUUUAAAGUCGGUAUUCCAAAAUGGGGAUGCCGUUGUGAUGUAAGAAACUUUCUAAUUGUUUCACACUACUACUUGGUUUAAAUGUCCAUAAAGUAAGUUGAGUAA